Molecule: messenger RNA, 846 nt
Organism: Closterium sp. NIES-65
Lineage: Eukaryota; Viridiplantae; Streptophyta; Zygnematophyceae; Desmidiales; Closteriaceae
Source: the annotation of a GenBank genome assembly
AUGUCGCGGACGAGUUGGACGAGGCCCCGUCACCGCCGUGAAAUCGCACGCACGAUCAAUGCCCCCCGUGACGUCCCGACGCGCGGGCGCCGUAACGCCGACCAUGUGGCUUCUUCGCGCAGUCCCGAGGCUACCACGAACGACGAGGACGAGGACGAUGCAGACUACAACGAGGAGGCAUACGGGACGGACGACGAUGCGGACUCUGGAGAAGAGCCUGACAAGGGCAUGUCCGACUCCGACGCGGAGAGCGACGACGACGACGCACUGGAAGAAUCGCAGCCCGCAACUCCGCCUGUUCGCCGCGGUCAUGGUAAGGCGGCACCGGGAGACAAGAGCGCCACUGUUGGCGGGGAGCCACCUCGACGCGCGCCAAAGACCCAAGAGCCCAUGCCGGUGAAGCGCAGUGUGUGGUCGCCCACGGAGAAAACGAUUCUCGUGGCCGCCCGCUGGUUCAUGAAGGAUGAGCUGGAGCCGCUUCUGGGGAAGCAGGGAUCCCAGUAUUGGGCUCGCCUCCGCCCGCGCGUAGCGGAGACGGCUACCAUGGCCGCGGCAAAACUUGUCUCCGACACCAUCAAGGAUUGCCACGCGGAUGCGAUGGUAAAGCUGGAGGGGCUCGUCCGCGCUUGGAUGCAGCAGGACGCCGAGAUUGCACGCGCCCGCAACCAGUUGCCGGCCCCUCCGCCACCAACCGUCAACAGAGCCCCCGCGGAUGCCGCUACACAGCCCGCAGCGGCCGCCGCCGAAGGCGACGACGGAGUCUGGUUCCGCCGCGGUGAUCACGGCGGUGGGGAAGCUACUCCGGACGAGGCCGAGGAAAUGUGGGUUCGCGGCGACGCCGUGUAA